Drosophila obscura is the source of this 2898-nucleotide messenger RNA. RefSeq names its product sine oculis-binding protein homolog (gene Sobp). Gene Ontology annotation, cellular component: nucleus. The transcript has 4 exons. Lineage: Eukaryota; Metazoa; Arthropoda; Insecta; Diptera; Drosophilidae. Bases 97 to 2685 code for a protein of 862 amino acids. Gene Ontology annotation, biological process: animal organ development. The record is from RefSeq and is a predicted model, not a curated record.
CGGUGCUCGUACCGGUACUGCUACUAUCAAAAGUGGUGCUUGGUGCUAGGUAUUGCCUGAUGCCACGACCCGUCCACCCACCCAGGCCCAGAAGAAAUGUCCGCCAAAACGUCCCCAUCUAGCUCCCGCGAUGCCAGCGUUGGUGUUGCCGCAACCGUGGCCGGACCCGUGCAGAUCAAAAAGGAGCUCCCCAGCGAUGAGAUCAAGGAAUUCGCCCACAGCACCAUGAAUGAGCUGCUCGGCUGGUAUGGCUUCGAUGGCGUCGAUGUGGAUCGCCUGGACCUAACCGCCAAGACAUCGCGUCUGCUGCAAAGUGCCGCCGCAGCGGCUGCGGUGGUCAGUCAACAGCACCACCUGCAUCAGCAUCAGCAUCAGCACCAGCAGCAGGACCAGGAACAUCAGCAGCAGCAGCAGCAGCAUCAGCACAUGCUGGAGAGGAGGCGCAAUGGUUCACUCCGGAGCAGUCGCAACUCCCUGGCAGCCGCGUAUCAUAGCAACAACAACACGAACAACAAUACCGCUAGCAAUGGGAAUGGGAAUUGCGGUCGGAAGGGCGGAAUGCUAAAUUGCAACAGAACGGCGACGACUCCCUCGGAUCACGAUACGCGCAGCUCACGGGAGGAUGACUCCAAGAGUCCAAACUCAAUCGGCAAGCCGGUCACGACAGCGGGCAUGGGUAUGCCGCCCACGGAGGAGAAAAUAGACUUCAACAACUGCUGCUGGUGCCAUCGACCGAUUGCCGAGAAUGCGCCGGACUAUCUGACCAGCAGCGAUGGACCGCGCUACUGCUCAGAGUCCUGCUUCACGCAGAGCCGGAGGGCGUGCUUCAAGAAGGCCAAGACCUGCGACUGGUGCAAGCACGUCCGCCAUGCCGUCAGCUAUGUGGACUUCCAGGAUGGGGCCUCGCAGCUGCAGUUCUGCUCGGAGAAGUGCCUCAACCAGUACAAGAUGCAGAUCUUCUGCAACGAGACCCAGGCCCAUCUGGACAUGAAUCCGCAUCUGCGGGACCAGGGCAUGGAGGCGGGCAGCGAAGCGGGUCUCAUUACGCCGGAUCUCUGGCUGCGCAACUGCCGCAGUCGCUCGGCCUCGCCAGCCUCCACGGUAUCGGUGUCGCCAGGACCACCAGCCGAGAGGACGGCGGCCACACCCAAGCGGAUCUCGCCCAGCGUCACUCCGCCCAGCAAUCCGAGCAAACCCUUGAUCUCAGUGGCGCCCGUGUCCAAGCUGCUGGCCCAGAAGAGUCCCGCUCCAGCUGCCGCCGUCCCACCACCACCGCCACCACCGCUGCAGCGGCACCACAACUCCUUGGGAUCAGGUCCGGCACUAAAGCCUGGUCGUCGCAAGCGUCCAUUUCGCGGUCCAGCCUCCUCCUCCGGCUCGGAGACGGUGGCCAGUAUGCUCCAAAAGCAGCAUCAACAGCAGCAGCAGCAGCAGCAGCAACAGCCGCCGACGCUCAGCGCAGACUUUUCCGGUUCCAGCGUGCCGCUGCCACCCUUAUCCCCCAUGCCGGAACCGACGCACACCCGCCCCCACCCACAACAGCAGCCAGCUCCGCCCGUGGUGCCACAACAGGUGCUGGGCAGGGGCCCAACUGCCAUACCUCCGAGCUACUUUGCCACACCGCCCAAUGGGCAUCCGAUGGGGCUUCCAUUUGGAAGGCAUCCCGCGCCGCCGCCACAUCACUUCCUGCCGCCGCCGCACGGAAUGAUGCCUCGGGGAUUUCCGCCGCCCUUUGGGCUGCCGAUGCCACCGACACAGGUGCCAGAGCAUCUUGGUGCUUUCGGGGCAAUGAUGGGGGCGGUUCCGCCGGUGACCGUGAUGGUGCCAUAUCCAAUAAUCAUACCGCUGCCCAUACCCAUUCCCGUGCCGCUGCCCAUCAUGGACUUCUACAAGGCGCAUCUGACGCCCGAGCAGCGGAAGCGGUUCGACGAGGAGCGGGCCACGACGAGUCGCAAGGAGGAGCAGCCUCAGCCACUGGACUGCAGCAAGUCCAGGGGUGAUCAGGAUGAUGGCAACGCUCCAGAAGAGGAGCACAAACAUCCACCCGAGCUCAAGGAGGAGCAGCUGGAGGUGGAGGACGUGACGGAGAAGGAGAAAGAUGAAGAUGUUCAUGUUGAUGAUGAUGAUGAUGAUGAUGACGAUGACGAUGAUGAUGAUGAGGGCAAGAAAUCCAUACCAAAGACAACCUGUGCCGGGAACGCUUCUCCAGCCUCUGCCUCAGCCUCAGCUUCAGCUUCGCCGUCGUCUUCGUCGCCAGCCACAGAUGCGAACUCGCUUGAGACACACUGCAUAGUGCGGGACGAAUCUCAUUCGGAGAGCAACCAGGACAGCCAGAAGCUGCCCAAGCUGAAAAUCACACGACUGCAAACCAAACGGACCCUUAUCCAAACCAAAGAGCCAACCGCGUCCACAUCUUCUCCAGCUCCAGCGCCAUCGCCAUCUGCAGCGACACCUUCGGGCAGCACCGCUUCCUCCGAAUGCAGUCGACCGCUGCGCAAGCGCAAGCGGAUCAUUGACUGUGACUUCCAGAAGAUGGCACUGCGGGAGCUGGAGCCGGGCGACGGCCACAACCAACAGGACAGUAGUCCCACCAAGGACGAGGACGGAGACAGAGAGUGCAAUAUAACCAACAGCAACAGCAAUAACCAUGGCAAUGGCAGUGCUAAAGCUAAAAAGCAAAUGUAGUAGACUUAAUACUUUUAGUAAACCUUACAAAAUAUUAGUAUGUAUCUAUCCAUGAAUGGCGUGCGUGUGUAUGUGUAAACUGGACUUGAAUAUACCAUGUACGAGUAUGUCUGCGAAAGCGCAGUAUAUUGUAGAGAGCGGCUGGCGGAGGGCACAAAGUGCUCGCAGAAUCAGAACGGAAUUUAAAUAAAUAAUAAAAAUUUAAAUUAUUAA